Molecule: messenger RNA, 453 nt
Organism: Oppiella nova
Lineage: Eukaryota; Metazoa; Arthropoda; Arachnida; Sarcoptiformes; Oppiidae
Source: the annotation of a GenBank genome assembly
UUAGAGCCCAACCAAGAGGUGCUCUUAACUCACGGCGAUUCUGUGAAUCAGGUCGCGGAUGGGUUUAAAACCAUUGGGAAGUCGAGUCUUAUUGUCGCGAUCGCCAACGAGAAGCUGAGGUUAUAUGGAAUGCAAUUCCAUCCCGAAGUAGAUCUGACGACAAAUGGCAAACAAAUGCUGAAGAAUUUCUUGAUAGACAUCUCAGGAUUGAGCGGCAAUUUCACGAUGGCUUCGCGUGAGAUGGAGUGCAUUGAAUACGUGCGCAAAGCUGUCGGCAACAACAAAGUCUUAAUGUUUGUGAGCGGAGGUGUGGACUCAACCGUUUGCGCGGCAUUACUACGUAAGGCAUUAAAGGAGGAACAGGUGGUCGCUGUUCACAUCGACAACGGCUUUAUGCGGAAGAAUGAGAGCGAAGCCGUUGAAAAGUCACUGAAAAGUAUUGGACUCAAACUC